CGAGUCGUGCGCGAAAUCACGCACAUCUCAGUGGACAUGCGAUGGCAAACCCCGGCCCUAGAAGCAUUGCAGGAGAGAGCCGAGGAUUACAUCACCGGGCUGAUGGAGGACGCCAACUAUGCUGGGAUGCAUGGGCGCACGACAAGCCAACCUGGAGACAUGAGGUUGGUCCGGCAAGUCCGAAGGGAGCCAGGGAAUUCCGUUUACUACAGGAGACGGAGUUGGGACCUGGAGGGUCAACUCGUCCAUAGACUCUAG
Messenger RNA from Fimicolochytrium jonesii, 258 nucleotides. RefSeq lists its product as uncharacterized. The annotation marks the transcript as partial. The record is from RefSeq and is a predicted model, not a curated record. Gene Ontology annotation, cellular component: nucleosome. The transcript has a single exon. NCBI's taxonomy places the organism in Eukaryota, Fungi, Chytridiomycota, Chytridiomycetes, Spizellomycetales, Powellomycetaceae. Gene Ontology annotation, molecular function: protein heterodimerization activity; structural constituent of chromatin; DNA binding.